GAUCAACUUGCAUUCAUGGCAAAUGGAGAUAUAACAAUAGGAGGAAUUUUUCCUUUGCACUACAGAGUGGAACUACCAACAACAGACUACACAGAGAAACCUUUGACAGCACAGUGUCAAGGGUUUGAUUCCAGGGCAAUGCGCUGGGCUUUGGCCAUGAGGCUUGCCAUUGAGGAGAUCAAUAACAGUGCUGACUUACUGCCUAACCACACACUGGGCUACAGGAUCUUUGACUCCUGUGCCACUCCAGUCACAGCUCAGAGGGCAGUUUUGGCUGUACUGAAUGGCCAGGAUGUUGCUGAGAGCUCCAUGUGUUCUUUGCUUGCUAUAGUUGGAGAAUCUGGCUCUUCACAAUCCAUUGUUGUCUCUAGAACACUGCAGCCUUUCAGUAUACCCAUGAUAAGCUACUUCUCAACCUGCUCUUGUCUGAGUGACCGGAAACAGUUCCCGACAUUUUUCCGAGUAGUCCCAAGUGAUGACUAUCAAGUAAAAGCCAUUGCUCAGCUUUUGAAGAAAUUUGGCUGGAGGUGGGUCGGUGUGGUCACUGAAGACCAUGAUUAUGGCAGGUUUGCUUUACAAGGGCUUAAGCGAGAGAUAGAAAACACUGACAUUUGUCUGGCCUAUCACGAAAUGAUCCCCAAAGAUUUCCGGCAAGAGAGGGUCCUUGAGAUUAUGAAUGUGAUGAGAAGGUCCACUGCAAGAGUGGUGGUUGUGUUUUCCGGUGAAGGGGAAUUUUACCCUUUCUUAAGAGAAUUCCUGAAUCAAAACAUCACAGGGAUCCAGUGGAUAGCCAGUGAGGCCUGGGUUACAGCCUCAAUAUUAGCAGAAACAUACCCAUUCCUAGCUGGCACGAUUGGAUUUGCUGUCCGUCAAGGAUAUGUGCCAGGGCUGAAGGAAUAUCUGACAACGGUUAACCCACAGAGGUAUCUUUCAAACCCACUGGUGAAGGAGCUGUGGGAGGCUCUUUAUGGAUGCUCUCCUUUGUUUUCCAACACUAGCACUCAGCUGCCUCUCUGCACUGGGCAGGAGACCCUCAGCAGGCAGCACUCUGCUUAUAUGAACACUUCCAGUCCUCGUGUGACUUAUAAUGUGUACAAAGCAGUGUAUGCCAUUGCUCACUCCCUACAUAAUCUCUUUCAGUGUGUGCCUGGAUAUGGGCCUUUUAAGGAGUCUUCAUGUGCAGACAUUAAUGAUAUCCAUCCAUGGCAGCUUCAGCAUUACCUUCAGGAAGUGUCUUUCUCAAUCUCUGGAGAACGUGUGAACUUUGAUGCCAGGGGGGAUUCAAUCCCAUCUUAUGAUCUAAUAAACUGGCAGAGAGAGACAAACGGAGACAUCAACUUUGUCAAAGUGGGUCUUUAUGAUGGUGCAAGGGACGCUGGGAGAGAGCUACUUAUCCAGGAUCAGGCAGUUGUGUGGCCUGGCAACCAGAGCAAGGCCCCAGUAUCUGUCUGCACUUACAGCUGUGCUCCAGGAUUCAGAAAGGCUACCCGCCGUGGGGAGCCUCUGUGCUGCUUUGACUGUGUACCAUGUGACAAUGGCAAGAUUAGUAAUCAGACAGAUUCAAUAGACUGCAUGGCUUGCCCUGAAGAGUACUGGUCCAAUAACAACGGAACAGCAUGCAUCCCCAAGGUCAUCGAGUUCCUCUCUCAUGGGGAUACAAUGGGAGUUGCCCUGAUGGCGAUAGCUAUUGUAGGGUCCUGUCUAACAAUUGCUGUACUGGCAAUAUUUCUGCACCACAGAAACACUCCCAUAGUGCGAAUCAAUAACUCAGAGCUGAGUUUCUUCAUUCUAAUCUCCUUGACGCUGUGUUUCUUGUGUGCGCUGAUCUUUAUUGGAGAGCCCACGUCCUGGUCAUGCAUGCUGCGCCACACUGCUUUCAGCAUUACCUUCUCUCUGUGCAUCUCCUGCAUCUUGGGCAAAACGUUAGUGGUUCUGGCAGCUUUCACAGCCACCCGGCCUGGAAACAAUGUGAUGAAGUGGCUCGGGCCUACGCAGCAGAGGAUCAUCAUCUUCAGCUGCACUCUGGUCCAGAUGAUCAUCUGUGCUGCAUGGCUCAUAGCCUCCCCUCCAUUCCCCUACAGAAACACGCAGUAUCAGCACUCCAAGAUCAUUCUGGACUGCAGUGUGGGCUCUGCCCUGGCCUUCUGGUGUGUGCUGGGCUACAUUGGUUUUUUGGCUGGCCUGUGCUUCAUUUUGGCCUUCCUGGCUCGCAAACUGCCGGGAAAUUUUAACGAGGCUAAAUAUAUCACCUUCAGCAUGUUGAUAUUUUGUGCAGUGUGGUUGGCCUUUGUGCCUGCCUACGUCAGCUCACCUGGUAAAUUUACCACUGCUGUUGAAAUAUUUGCUAUUUUAGCUUCUAGCUUCGGCCUCCUUUCGUGCUUGUUUGCUCCAAAAUGUUAUAUUAUUCUACUCAAACCAGAGAAGAACUCCAAACAGCAUCUAAUGGGCAGGGCAACAAAAUAA
Molecule: messenger RNA, 2463 nt
Organism: Pygocentrus nattereri (red-bellied piranha)
Lineage: Eukaryota; Metazoa; Chordata; Actinopteri; Characiformes; Serrasalmidae
Product: extracellular calcium-sensing receptor-like
Exons: 6
Coding region: 16-2463 (815 amino acids)
Biological process (GO): G protein-coupled receptor signaling pathway
Cellular component (GO): membrane
Molecular function (GO): G protein-coupled receptor activity
Source: RefSeq, a predicted model, not a curated record